This is a messenger RNA of Vollenhovia emeryi, 2533 nucleotides long. It is a transcript of the gene Cdc16, whose product is annotated as cell division cycle protein 16 homolog. The transcript is spliced from 10 exons. Bases 270 to 2249 code for a protein of 659 amino acids. NCBI's taxonomy places the organism in Eukaryota, Metazoa, Arthropoda, Insecta, Hymenoptera, Formicidae. The record is from RefSeq and is a predicted model, not a curated record. Gene Ontology annotation, biological process: cell division. Gene Ontology annotation, molecular function: protein binding.
GCCUCUCUCUGUGUGUUUGUGUGUGUGUGUGGCUCUCUGUUUACGAAAAGCUGUUCAGCAAGUUGCGCGACAUGCGAUCGGCCCGUCCUCGCUACCGCGCUACAUCUGCAGCCGCUUUGAGAGUAGGCUCUAACAAUCCUAACCUGUCCUAACCUACGUACAAAAUUACAGUUGAAACCUGCGGCCGUACAAUCCGAAGGUGGGCCUGGACGCGCUCUGUACUCCGGUUUCGACGGAAGUCCUGUUUAAAAACGAACUGAAAUCGAACCAUGUCACAGCGCGACACCGAUAACAACAGUAUGCACAGCCUGCUGGACGAGAAGGCCGUCGACCUGGAGAGUUGUAGAAAAUUAGUCAAAUCGUACGUCGACCUGCACCUGUACAGUGCCGCCUUGUUUUGGGCCGACAAAGUGGUGUCGCUGAGCAACGAGAACCCAAAGGAUGUGUGCACCCUGGCGCAGUGUAUGUACCUCAUGAAGCAGUACCAUCGUGCUGUGCACCUCAUCAAGAGAUACGGACUGGAGAAGAGCGACGUCAUGUGCCAUUACUUGACCGUGAGGUGUCUACUGGAGGCAAAGGAGUACAACGAUGCGCUUCAAGUGAUCAACGAGUCUGAGAUAUACACGAACAUAACGCAAGCAGGCAUCACCUUCGCCGAUCGCACGGACAUUUUUCAGAACGCCCCCAAAAACGUUCAGAGCUCAAUAUUGUACGUGAAAGGGAGAGUGUACGAGGCUAUGGAUAACAGAGCGGUGGCGACGGAGUGUUACAAGCAAGCCUUACAGUGCGACGUUUACUCGUACGAGGCGUUCGAAGCCUUGGUGCAAAAUCAGAUGCUCUCGGCUACGGAAGAGCGAGAGCUGUUGGAAUCCUUACCCUUCGGUGACCAAUGCACGAAAGGCGGAGCGGAGCUCCUGCGACUGUUGUACGACAGCAAGUUGAAGAAAUAUCAGGAGCCGAACGCAAAGCAGUCGUUAAUUACGUGUAACGUGAUGGGAGUUUCCGUCACCGCUAGACUAAAGGACAACUUGGACAUGGAAGUCACGAAAGCUGAGAGAUUAUAUUACAAUUGUGAUUAUCAUCAAUGUUUCUCGCUUACAGAGAAAAUCUUGAAGAAAGAUCCGUAUCACAAUUCCUGCCUGCCGGUGCACAUCGCCUGUUUAGUCGAGCUCAAGAAGACCACCGCUCUGUUUCAUCUGGCGCACAAAUUGGUUGACUUGUACCCGGAAAUGGCCUUGGCAUGGUUCGCAGUUGGAUGCUAUUACUAUACCAUAGGCAAAAGCGACCAGGCGAGAAGGUACUUGGCAAAGGCUACCGCACUGGACAGACUAUUUGGUCCCGCUUGGUUGGCUUACGGACACUCCUUCGCGGUUGAAAACGAACACGAUCAGGCGAUGGCAGCUUAUUUUAAAGCGUCGCAGUUAAUGAAAGGCUGCCACCUUCCGCUUUUAUAUAUCGGGCUAGAGUGCGGCUUGACGAACAAUCUUAAACUGGCCGACAAGUUCUUUCAACAGGCUCAAGGAAUAGCACCGAAAGAUCCGUUCGUAAUACACGAAAUGGGCGUAAUAUGCUUUUACAAUCUGGAUUACAAAAAUGCAGAACGAUUAUUUAAGGAAGCUAUGAAAAGCAUUCAGGGCGACCUAAGGAACGUGAUUCUGCCUAGUAAAUGGGAGGCGCUACUGAAUAAUCUCGGCCAUACUUGUAGAAAGAUGAAAAAGUACGACGAGGCACUAGAAUACCAUCAACAGGCGCUAGUCUUAGAUCCCCUGAACCCGUCGACUUACUCGUCGAUCGGAUUCAUUCACGCGCUAAUGGGUAACAUCCAGGAGGCGGUGGAUGUUUUCCACAGGGCGCUCGGCCUCAGGCGGGACGACACAUUUACCGCGACCAUGUUGGGUUACGUUAUGGAGCAACUGAUCGAUGAGACACCCCCGUAUCCUGACGCACCCACGGAGAUACCGAAAUACAAAUCCGAGGAAAACGAAGCCAGGUUGUCCGAGGAUACUGAAAUCAGGCUGUCCGUGGAGGCUCCCAACGUGGGCAGCAGCACGAGUGGACAGAGUAUCGACAAAUUAAGAGUAAAUCUGUUCUCCGGCAGCUGGGGGGAGAAUUCUGGCAAAGCGGAAGCCAGUACGCCCGGCAAACUGGACCAGCAGACGCGGGAUGUGCUGGUCGUGAAUUACUCGAACGGUGACAGUUCCGAGGUUGAGAUGCUGGAUUCUUCAACCGCGCACAUAGAAUAUAAUUAGGCCGCAAACUUCUCUUUAGCCGCAACCGAGAUAACGGUAAUUUUUUUUUACCGAUCUCUUAGCUUCGUUUAGGGUAGAUUCAGUGUAGCAAAAGGAUUGUAAAUAGCGUGUACAUACUUUUCUUUUUUUUUUAUAUAUAUAAACUCUAAUUUUGAUACACCUUGUAAAAACCACGAGUUUCUUGCGGCAAGGACGCUAUACUUCGUCGGUAUCGUGCGUCUGUGACAAGACAAAUUUGUUGGCUUGGAAAAAAGAAAUAAAGAAUGAGAGGGUGUUUUGAAAAA